Messenger RNA from Insectozyma verbasci, 1857 nucleotides. NCBI's taxonomy places the organism in Eukaryota, Fungi, Ascomycota, Pichiomycetes, Serinales, Debaryomycetaceae. The record is from the annotation of a GenBank genome assembly.
AUGAUAUCGAACUCGAAUCUGAAUAAUCUGAAAUCUAAUAAUAUAUCAAACUCGAAUCUGAAUAAUCUAAAAUCUAACACUAUAAUCAAGGAAUCCAACGAUGAAUAUUCAUCGUCAUUGUCUAAUAACUCAGCAAUUUCAAAUGGAAAAUCAGCAAAUGCAUGGACAAAUUUUAAAGAUUCUUUUAAACCUCCAGUAAAAAAUAAUAAUAACAAAGACUUAGAAUUUUACAAUGAUGAAGGUAUACGACAGGAUGAAUCAGCAGCACCUUUAAAACAGAAUUUGAAGAAAAGACAACUUCAAAUGAUUGCAUUAGGAGGUUGUGUGGGAAGUGGUUUAUUAGUUGCAAGUGGAUUAGCUUUACAAAACGGUCCAUUAGCUUUAGUUAUUGCUUGGUUAAUUGUUGGUCUGUUUUUAUACUGUACAAUGCAAUCACUUGCAGAGUUGUGUAGUUAUUUACCUGUUUCAGGAUCAUUUGCAACAUAUUCAGCAAGAUUUAUUGAUUCAAGUUGGGGGUUUGCAAUGGGUUGGAAUUAUGCAUUGUUUUGGGUUAUUGUUUUACCAUUGGAAUUAGUUGCUUCAUCCAUGACUAUUAAUUUUUGGCAAUCUAAUAUAAAUAGUGUUGUUUGGGUUGCAGUCUUUUACGUUUUAAUUUUCCUUUUAAAUUUAUGUGGUAAUAAAGGUUUUGGAGAGUUUGAAUUCAUUGCAUCCAUUAUUAAAUUGUUAGGUGUUGUCGGUUUUAAUAUAUUAGCAAUAAUUAUUAUUUGUGGCGGAACAGGAAAUCAAGGUUAUAUCGGGGGUAAAAAUUGGCAUCCACCACUUCAAACUGGGUUCAAAGGAAUAGGUAUGUGAAGCAAUAAAUUUACUCUGAUUUAAUGAAUUUUACUAACUUUUUUUUUUCCAGUUUCGACUUGCUUAACCGCUACAUAUUCUUUGGCUGGUACAGAGUUGGUGGGAUUAACGUCGUCUGAGAGUGAAGAAAAUCCAGCAAAAUCCUUUAGAUCUACGAUCAAACAAAUAAAUUACAGAAUUUUGAUUUUUUACUUAUUAACCUUAACAUUAGUUGGGUUCUUAGUACCUGCUACAUAUUCAGAACUUGCAGGAAGUGGUAGUGCUGAUACUUCUUCAAGUCCAUUUGUUAUUGCAAUUAAUGCCGCUCAAAUUAAGGUUUUACCUUCAAUUUUCAAUGUCGUUGUUUUGGUAGCUCUUUUGGCUAUAUCAAAUUCUGCAGUUUAUGGAUUCUCAAGAACAUGUAUUGGUUUAGCAGAACAAGGACUAGCCCCUUCUUGUUUCAAAUAUAUUGAUAGAAAAGGCAGACCACUAGUAGGAAUGGGUAUUAGUGCAGUUUUUGGUUUAUUAUCAUUUGUUUCAGCGUCAAAGUAUGAAGAUGAAGUUUUUGCUUGGUUAGUUGCAAUCAGUGGUUUAUCUACGUUAUUUACUUGGGGUAGUAUUAAUGGUGCCUAUAUUAGAUUUAGAGGUGCAAUGAAAUAUCAAAAUAGAUCAAUAGAUGAAUUACCUUACAAAUCAACUACUGGAGUAAUUGGUGCUUAUUAUGGUUUAAUCAUGAAUAUAGUUGUUUUAGCAUUACAAUUUUGGUUAGCAUUAUAUCCAAUUGGUAAACAACCACAUGCAAAAGAUUUUUUUAAAACUUAUUUAGGUGCUGUUAUUGUAUUAAUAUUUUAUGUUGUUCAUAAACUAUGGACUCGAAACUGGAAAUUAUGUCUUGAUUACAAAAAUAUUGAUUUAGAUAGUGGCAAAGCACCUAACAUCGAUUUGGUUAGACAGGAAAUAGAGGAAGAGAAAGAACUAAUCAAAACAAAACCAUUUUACUAUAGAGUUUAUAGAUUCUUGUGUUAG